AUGGCUGCUAUUAUAAUAGCAUUCACAAUUAUCUCAAUUGCUUUCCUCAAGCUUGGUAUAAAAGGAUCAAAUAUCGAUUCCCUCCCUAAACAUCAGGAAAUUGAAAUUGAAUUUGUAACAUAUGAAGUAAGACCCUAUGUUUCGGGCAUACGAGUUAUCAGCAUGCCAAGCAAAAAUAGUUUAAUAAGCUAUUCAGAAUCAGGUGCUACAAUAAUUUAUCCAGAUUCACGAGCACGUAUUGUAAUGUUCGGUUAUCAUCUUGAUAAAAUCGGUAUCAUAUCACUUACAACAGGCAAUUGCUUUAAUUCGGUGGUAAACAUUUCUCGUCCUGAAUUUCUCAUUCAAACUGUCAAACGACUUGAUUUUGUUGCAUAUUUCGCUAAGUCAGACGAACCAUAUCACAUUUGCUAUAAGGAACGGAUGAGCAGGAAGGAAUCAAGAGAAGAAGAAGAUAUGAUUAUGAUGGAUGAAUCGCGUAAUUCAAUAGUUACGGAAGCACCAGCUCGCAUAUAUUAUCUACCUAUAUACCUGCAAAUCAGUAUUAUUUUUAUGCUCUUCUGUCUCUCUGCUUUAUUUUCAGGCCUUAACCUGGGCCUUAUGGCUCUUUCACCUCAAGAACUGAUGUUAAUACAAAAAUGUGGCUCAAAAAUGGAACGGAAAUAUGCAGAAAUCAUACUGCCGGUACGACAAUCAGGUAACUAUCUGUUAUGUACAAUAUUAAUUAUGAAUGUGGUGGUGAAUGCAGCCAUUUCAAUAUUAUUCGAAGAUAUGACAAGUGGAAUGAUUGCAUUUAUUGUUUCAUCCGUUGGAAUUGUUGUCAUUGGCGAAAUCAUUCCACAAAGUAUCUGUGUUAAGAAAGGCCUAGCAGUUGGUGCAUACACAAUAUGGUUGACGCGGACAUUUAUGAUUCUCACAUUUCCUUUCUCUUAUCCGAUUAGCAAAAUUCUAGAUGUUUUCUUAGGUGAAGAUACCCCGGUAUAUGAUCGAUGCAAGCUGAUAAAUUUAAUGAAAAUGACUGCAUGCGAAGAGAAUCAGGAGUUAGCAGCUGAUUUGAAAAUAGCCGUUGGUGCUAUGGAAAUAAGCGAGAAAACAGUGGGUGAUGUGCUUACUAAAAUUGAGGACGUAUUCAUGUUAUCUGAAGAUACAAUCAUGGGCACAGCAACAGUUCUCGAAAUUCUGAGACAUGGCUAUUCCAGAAUACCAAUCUAUGCAGAUGACGAUCGGAAUAAUAUCAAAGCUCUUCUCAUGGUGAAGGAUUUGGCUUUGAUCGAUCCACGUGACAAUCUCACAGUCAAAACAAUUUGCGAAUUUCAUCAUUAUCCAUUGCGAUUUGUUGAAGCAAGCAAACCGCUGCAUUCCAUGCUUGAUGAAUUCAAAGCAGGUAAUUACCAUUUGGCUAUUGUUGAGAGUGUACAAAGCAUGUAUGAUCGAAAAAUAAGUCAACAGACAAAGAAUCUACUUGGUAUUGUAACGCUAGAAGAUAUUGUAGAGGAAAUUUUGCAAGCGGAGAUCAUUGAUGAAAGUGAUUCGGUUACUGAUAAUAUGUAUAGAUCAAAAAGGAAACGUGUUAAGGAACCAUGUUUUACUAAAUUUUUAACAAAUGAAGAGUACGGCAAAAAAUUAUCAUUGCAUAUGGAACAGAUGACAAUACAUUUUCUACAACAACAUCAUGUAAUCUUCAGUGAUGAAUACGUCGAUCGACAAGUUUUGUCUCAUUUGCUCAAGAGUAAUAUCAGACAGAUUGAUAUGUCACACUCACCACGAAUAAUAGGUUAUUCAGCAAAACAACGUGAAACAAUACCAAUAUAUUGCAUGAAUACACCGGCAUUUCGUUUUGUUGUAGUUCUAGAAGGCCGCGCUAUAGUUAAAUUAAGAAAUAUGGAGUUUGAAAUUGGCCCUUGGACAUCGUUUGGAAAAGAAAUUUUAGAUCAGAUAGAUGAACUUAUCAAUGGUAAUUUGAUAACCGACGAAAGUGAUUUAUUAGAUUCAAAAUCAGAGCUUAUUAAUUCAAUUCAAUUCAAUCCGGAUUUUGAUCUUUUUGUGACAGAUUUCUGUCGAUUUUUGCAUCUCACGGUAUCUACCUACCUGAAUGCCAUCAAAGCAACUAAAAUCGCUCGUAUGGCACGGAAUGAACAAGACUCCAUCAAAUCGAUCCUCAAACCUUCACUUUGCCCAGCAACUCAAUCGCUAUAA
Messenger RNA from Brugia malayi, 2193 nucleotides. RefSeq lists its product as uncharacterized. Gene Ontology annotation, molecular function: transmembrane transporter activity. The record is from RefSeq and is a predicted model, not a curated record. Gene Ontology annotation, cellular component: plasma membrane. Bases 1 to 2193 code for a protein of 730 amino acids. The transcript has 16 exons. Lineage: Eukaryota; Metazoa; Nematoda; Chromadorea; Rhabditida; Onchocercidae. Gene Ontology annotation, biological process: transport; magnesium ion homeostasis.